Molecule: messenger RNA, 899 nt
Organism: Solanum stenotomum
Lineage: Eukaryota; Viridiplantae; Streptophyta; Magnoliopsida; Solanales; Solanaceae
Exons: 10
Coding region: 339-899 (186 amino acids)
Biological process (GO): protein localization to plasma membrane; GPI anchor biosynthetic process
Cellular component (GO): endoplasmic reticulum; membrane
Molecular function (GO): glucosaminyl-phosphatidylinositol O-acyltransferase activity
Source: RefSeq, a predicted model, not a curated record
GUAGAUUUCUUUUUUGGGAUUUGCUUAAUUGCAGAACUACUUCCUAAAUGUCACUCCGUUCCGAUUCAGAACUAUUUCAACCUCCGCCGGUGCAACAGCUCACACACUACAGGAAUUAACGAACUUCGCCAUUCCGUCACCGACGAUGGAUUCUCCGGCGAACACAUUCAAUCCGAACAAGCGUCUCAAGGAAGAGUUUGUGAGCAAUUUAAAAGGAACUUCAAUGAUGGAGUUAUUCCUUCUCAUUACCACUCUCUCGAUGCUUCUCUUUCUACGUUCAGUAUAUUCCAGUUCCAAAAAAGAUUCUGGCAGAUUGGACAUAUACUAAUGCAGUUGGGAUGACCUUAUUGGUGACAUUCUUUAUUUUAGCUAGAAGAUCUGGAUUUUCUGUUUCUCAGGAAGAGGGGGUCCGAUCUCUUAGGACAAAUAUAUCUGCAUACAGGGUUGCUAUGAAUUUUCUGGCAUGCAUAUGUAUUCUGGCUGUUGACUUCAAGAUAUUUCCUAGGAGAUAUGCUAAAACAGAGACCUACGGUACUGGCUUGAUGGACAUUGGAGUAGGUUCGUUUAUUGUGGCAAAUGCAUUGGUUUCACGACAAGCACGUGGAAUUGCAAAAACGAAUUUGAGAAAUGCAAUUUCUUCAACUUGUCCACUCAUAGUCCUGGGAUUUGCUCGAAUCUUUUUCACUUCAAGUGUUGAUUAUCAGGUUCACGUUGGUGAAUAUGGUGUGCACUGGAAUUUCUUUUUCACUCUUGCUGGUGUAGCAAUUUUGACAUCGAUAAUUAAUCUUCCACCGAGUUAUUGUGGAAUUCUGGGGUGGUUUAUUCUAGUAGGUAUUAUUGUAAUCUUGGUCCAUCUCAGAAUUUUGGUACCUUCUCAUAUGCUUGAUUUAUCUCUCUAA